UGCCAUUACUCGGUGGAGUAUUGUGUGAAAAUAAUACUUCUACGAAUUCAUCGGAUCCUAAUAAGGAUAUGUAUGUCAUACACGCUAUGGUGUAUCAAGUUGGUAUUUUAACCAACAAAACUGACGAUAAUGGUUCUAACGUUACCAUGGGAAAUCAAGAGGCUCUUACAUUCUACCACACUAACGGCUCCAAAGUUGAUUUGAGUAAUAUCCCUGCUCCAUUGCUGACCAACGUGACGGCCCAAAGCAUGGUCCAAGUGGCUCCAAAGCCCACCAGUGGAGACAAGUCACAAGUGUCGUGGUCAGCAUUAAAAAACUUGGCAUCUUUACCGCAAUUUGCCCCGGGAAUCAAAUCAUCAGGAAAUGUACCUAUGAACAUCGCAAAACGCAGCAUAUUUGAUGAGGACAUGCCUGAAAUGAUGGGUGAGUUAGAGUACUUCGAUGUUCCUGGAUCAGCCAUUAAUAAAAGAUCAGCUGAUAAUCUUAGAGAUCUAUUUAAAAGGGACGCAUCUGACAAAGCUACGGUCAAAGUGGUGAAGGGCGCAGCGCUGAUACCCCAGGGGGCGGGAGUGCAAUCGAUCGCGCUGCCGCCGCUGUUGUCGCUCAACAAUAACCUCUCCGACAUACCGGUCCCAAUACCCAACACUUCGAUAGUGCACUACGCUAAAAUCAGCACGGUCGUACGCAAACCGUGAAACUGCGAGAUAUGGGACUAUGAUAAGGACGAUCGGCGACUUAUGAUUGUUAUUCCAAGAUGUAGUUCUGUGGAUGACUAUGAUCUGUAUUUUGUCCAUUUUCUGAUUUUUAAUACCUACU
This is a messenger RNA of Ostrinia furnacalis (Asian corn borer), 816 nucleotides long. RefSeq lists its product as uncharacterized. The coding region runs from base 69 to 695 and encodes 208 amino acids. The transcript is spliced from 4 exons. The record is from RefSeq and is a predicted model, not a curated record. NCBI's taxonomy places the organism in Eukaryota, Metazoa, Arthropoda, Insecta, Lepidoptera, Crambidae.